AAAUAUUACGCAAUCGUGCGGUUUCCAUGGAAAAUUGAGCGCGUAAAAAUCAUCACGCAGAUGUGAUUGCUAAGAGAUUAAGUAAAUAAGCGAUCGUAAUCGCAUUAUUAUUAUUAUUUAAAAAAAUAAUAAUAAUAUAAGUGUGUAAGUUAAUAACAAUAGUGUUUAUAAUAUAGUAAACAAAAAAAAGUACAUUGUAUGUAGCUGAUAGUGUGUCUCGAGAGGAAAGAGAAGAGAAAUGUCAAAAUGGCGUCACAUCAGGACGCUUGGUAUCUUUCAUUAUUGGGUUUAGCUGAAAAUUUUCGUACAUCAAACCCUCAAAAUAUAAAAGCUUGUAUACAAUGUUUGCAAGCUGUUUUUUUUUUCAAACCACCACCGAAAGUUGAAGCCAGGACACAUCUUCAACUUGGUAACAUUUUACUUACGCACACUAAAAACAUUGACCUGGCGCGAUCUCACCUGGAACAAGCGUGGGGACUAAGUCAAAAUAUGAAAACAUUUGAUGAUGUUAAAUUUGAAGCUGCUAGUAUUGUAGCCGAAUUAUAUAAACAACAGGACUCAAAUCAUUGUAUGCCAAUACUUAGAGAAGCAAUUAGACUUUCAACUCAAAAUGUUUACUGGCAUUGUAGACUUAUUUUUCAACUCGCACAAAUCCAUGCAUCCGAAAGAGAUUUUAUAGCAGCAAAUAGUUUACUAGAAAUGGGUAGCGAGUAUGCCCAAGUAAACAACGCCAAUUAUACCCGAGUUUUAUUUAUUUUAAGUCGAUGUAUGCUGUUGCUAAUCGACAAAAAAUUUUCCGAAGUUCAUCCGUUGUUCCACAUGGCCAGUCGGUACGUCGACGGCUGGGAGGGAAGUCAUUAUCAAAAAGAAUACCUCAAAGUAUACUUGUUAGUACUGCAAGUGUGUUAUUUCUUAAUGUUGGGUCAAGUGAAAAGUGUUAAAUUAUUUUUAAAACAAUUGCAACAAAGUAUACAGACAAUAAUGUCCCCAACUUGGCCGUCAGACGAAGUUGUUACCAGUGCGAGUACCAGCGACAUGUUUAUAUGGAUGCCAAAGGAACAUUUGUACGUUUUAGUUUAUCUUGUUACUGUAAUGCAUUCAAUGCAAGCCGGUUAUAUGGAGAAGGCCCAAAAGUAUACCGACAAAGCACUUACGCAAAUUCAAAAGCUUAAAAGUACUGACAACAAACCUAUACUAUCAGUCUUUCAACUUAUGCUGCUAGAGCAUAUAGUGAUGUGUCGGCUAGUCAUGGGUAAUAAAAGUACUGCGCUCGCUGAAAUAGCCGAGGCCUGUCAGCUUUGCAGGACGCAGCCUAAAUUAUUAAAAGGACAUGAAUCGCAGCUGCAUACUCUCCUUGGUCUCUACGCGAUGUCGAUGAAUUGUAUGGAGGCUGCUGAGGCGCAAUUUUCAGCGGCACUUCAAACAUCUCAGGAAAAAGAACUCUGUACGUUUGCGAAUCUUAAUUUGGCGAUUGUUUAUUUGAGAACGAAGAGAGAUAAAGAUCUCGGCAGUCUUAUGGAGAGAAUAAAUCCUGAAGCGUUACAUUCACACUCCCUGCAAGCUGCUGCUUAUUACGUACAAGGUCUCCAGGCAUUUUUUGGCGCGAGAUACAACGAAGCUAAAAGAUACCUCAGGGAAACAUUAAAAAUGGCCAAUUCGGAGGAUCUUAAUAGACUAACGUCGUGUAGUUUAGUACUUCUAGGUCAUAUUUUUUUAUCUCUUGGUAAUGAACGUGAGUCAAUGAAUAUGGUCACGCCUGCUAAUCAGUUAGCUUCGAAAAUACCUGAUGUUCAUGUGCAAUUAUGGGCCACGGCGAUACUUAGAGAUCUGUACAGUAGAAACGGUGACCACAACCAUGAAAACGAAGUGUAUCAACUGCACUGUAGUUUUUCACAGACUUUACUGAAAGAUCAUUUUCAAAGUACCCAAAUGCCCGAGCACACACUUAUCCAGUGGACAACUGGUCCGAUUCCCGCGUUACCCAGUAAUCCACCAGCCUCGACAUCGCGAGCUAUUCUUUAAUAAUAAAUCAGUAAAUAAAAUCCUAUAUAACAUAACUUGCGAAUUUUACUUAAAUUCUCUAAGCGUAAGCUUUAAACUGCAAUGCUAAAAAAAUCGUUCCAUCAUAAAGACAAUUCGAAAUAACUAGGAACGGUAACGAGGCAGCUUUACGCUCUUUUUUUAAAAUAUUAUUUUAUUUUUUAAUUUAAAUAUACGCGUACAAAAUUCAAUGCGUGGUCCAAAUUGAAUCGCGGAAACAGAGUGUCGAUAACUUUAUGUUUAAAUUAAAUGAAAUAAAUCUAUAUAUAUAUAAAUAUAUAUUUUUUUUUAAUAAAAAAUUAAUUUACGUACGAGAACAUCUAGUACUGAUCUCUCCAUUGAAUUAAAUCCACUCUGUAUAUUAGUUAUGAGUCAACAAUAGAUUUAAGUCGUGUAAGUAAUAUAUAUAAAUAUAUAUAUAAUAAUAAUAAUUAACAGGACGAAAAAUAAAUAAUCAUAUAGCCUGACGCGAUUUUUACGUCUGUGGGGCCUUAAAUGCGAUUUAAUGUGCGUGUUAAAUACGAGAGUAUGAAUGACAAAAUGUAAAUAUUUAAUCGUUUUAUUAUGAUGAGAUAAAAUAAUAAUAAUAAUUAAUUUUUAAAAAUGUAUCUGAAGGUCGGAAGGUUUUUCGCGCAAUGGAAAUUAAAAAUUUAUGUAAUGUAAUUUUACUACUUAAGGGGUAGUUGGGAGUAGUCUGGAGUUUUCGGCUGACAUACCAGCGCGGAUGCGAAAUUCAAAAAUCUGGUUCCAGAUUUUUUUCUUUUCGUUUUGUUUUUUUAUUUUCGUCUCGCGAAAAACUUUCCGAUCUUCAGGUACAUAAAAAACGAGACACAUUAAGGGUGUUCUCAGACAGUGACCCCGCUUUUCAAAAAUUUUCAAUGGCUCAAUUGUCAUAAUUUUAGCAAUUAAUUAAAUUAUUAAUUUAAAAAAGGACAAUUUCGUCGAAGUAUAGAUUUGAAAAAAAUUACUCAGUUGAUAUCAAUUGGAAGUCAAACGAAAUUUGGAAAAUAAAUUUCAGUGAAAUCUUCGCCAAUUUUAUAAUUCGAAUUUUUUAAUUUUCUUGGGUAAAAUUUAUUUACAAAAUUUCGUUUAACUCCUAAUAGAUGACGACUGUGAAUUUUUAAAAAAAUUCUAAAUCUUGGUGAAAUUUUCCUUUUUUUAAUUGAGGUUUGGUUUUUUUUUUUUUUUGAUUAAUUAAUUAAACUUUAAUACAGUCAUGACAGUUAAGUCAGAUGAUCCUGAUGUUGACAAUUAAAAAUUUUCGGAUUUUUCUUAGAUAAAUCAAUUUCAAAAAAAAUAAAAAUACAAAUAUGCACAUGUAGGAAAUUGAAAAAACUACAAGUACAAUUUUUCAAAAUAUUUUUUUUUACAGUCCAUCGUUUGGAAAAAAAUUAAAAAACUAGACGUCUGCUAACUUCAGUAUGACAAGUUAAUAGACAAUUAACAAUUUUCAAAUUUUUUUUUCAAUUUAAUUAAAAAAACUAAAAAUAUGCACAUGUAGGAAAUUAAAAAAACUACAAGUGCAAUUUUUAAAACUAUUUUUUUUUUCUGAAUUUGACGUUUUUAAAAAAAUUCAAAAAUUAUUAGACGGCUAAUUAUGAUUUUUAAGUUGUCUAACUUAAGAUGGCAAUUAAAAGUUUUCAGAUUUUUUUUUGCAAAUUGAUUACAAAAAAAAGAAAAACUAAAAAUAUGCACAUGUAGGAAAUUAAAAAAACUACAAGUGCAAUUUUUCAAAAUAUUUUUUUUACAGUCCAUCGUUUUGAAAAAAAAUUCAAAAACUAGACGUCUGCUAACUUCAGUUUCACAAGUUGAUAGAAAAUUAACAGUUUUCGGAUUUUUUUUUGAACAAUUAAAUUUAAAAAAAAAAUAACUAAAAAAAUGCACAUGUAGGAAAUUAAAAAAACUACAAGUGCAAUUUUUUUAAAUAUUUUUUUUUAUAGUCCAUCGUUCUGAAAAAAAAUUCAAAACUUAUUAGACGUCUGCUAACUUCAGUAUCAAUGUCUGCAUAUUUUAAAAAAGUAGGGGAGGGCACUGUCUGAGAACGGCCUUAAUAAAUAAAAUGUUUAUAAUAAAAGGUCUAAUUAUAUUGAAAUGAAUUUUAUAAUAAUUAAUUUUUAGCAAAGAGAUUAAUUGAAAGAUAAAUUAAAUUCAGUUAUCAAUUGUUUUCCAGUUUUAAUUUAUAUACAUAUUAAUAUUAAUUAUAAAUAAUAAUAAUAAAUGUUAAUGAGUAGUGUGAUGUGAUGAAUGAAUGGUUCCUGAUUUAUCAAUCUUGUACAGGCUGUUUUAUCACAAAUGUAUGUAUUUUUUAAGAUAACAAAUGAAAAAUUAUCUCACUGUUAUUCUUCCUAAUUACAUUUAUCCAAAUUCCCUGUAUAUUUAUUUUUAUUUUUAAAUAAUUAACGACAUUUAUUAAUUAAUCAUAAAAUAUUUUUAUUAAACUUUUUCUUUUUUUUUACAAUCAUCUAUAAUUAACUUAUCAAUAACUCAGUUAAUUAAUUGUUAAUAAAUAAUAAUAAUAAAAAAAAUGUUUAUUUUUAAUUGUUAUUAUUAUUGUAACUUUAGCGUCCCGUGGAUAUUUUAUUUUAACGCCCGGUCGCAGACAUUACGACUAUUAAGUCGACUACGAAUAUAAAUUAGGGCAAUAAUUCGCCUUUUAAUAAAAUCAUCGAAUAUCAAUUGUUAAUUAAUUAUUUAACUUCUGUACCAAA
Microplitis mediator is the source of this 4748-nucleotide messenger RNA. It is a transcript of the gene Mau2, whose product is annotated as MAU2 chromatid cohesion factor homolog. Gene Ontology annotation, biological process: maintenance of mitotic sister chromatid cohesion; mitotic sister chromatid cohesion. The transcript is spliced from 4 exons. NCBI's taxonomy places the organism in Eukaryota, Metazoa, Arthropoda, Insecta, Hymenoptera, Braconidae. The record is from RefSeq and is a predicted model, not a curated record. The coding region runs from base 247 to 2022 and encodes 591 amino acids. Gene Ontology annotation, molecular function: double-stranded DNA binding; protein binding. Gene Ontology annotation, cellular component: SMC loading complex; chromatin.